UCCCCCCAGCAGAGCCUGGUGGGAGAGGCCGUUUUGAAGGGCUCCCGGUGCAGGAAGGCAGUGGGGAGGAAAAGGCCCGGAGAUGCCCCCGGAGGAGGGGCUGCAAAGCCAGCCCAGGGAGCUCUGAGGAGGAAAGACCCGUCCUGUGCCGGGAAGGCGGCCAGAGCUUGAGCCGGAGCUCCGAGCUGGUGGUCCCUGAGCAGCCUCCCAGCAGGGAGAAGCCCUUCAGGUGCUUGGAAUGUGGGAAGAGCUUCAGGCAGAGCUCCCACCUCCUCAGCCACCAGCACAUCCACACUGGGGAACGGCCCUACACGUGUGGGGAAUGCGGGAAGAGCUUCAACCAGAGCUCCAACCUUAUCCGACACCAGCACAUCCACACUGGGGAACGGCCCUACCCAUGUAGGGAAUGUGGGAAGAGCUUCAGAGACAGCUCCAACCUGAUCCAACACCAGCGCAUCCACACUGGGGAACAGCCCUACACGUGUGGGGAAUGUGGGAAGAGCUUCAGAGACAGCUCCAACCUCCGCACCCACCGUCGCAUCCACACUGGGGAACGGCCCUACAAGUGCUUGGAAUGUGGGAAGAGCUUUGGUGAUGGCUCCAGCCUCCACACCCACCGGCGCAUCCACACUGGGGAGAUGCCCUACACGUGUGGGGAAUGUGGGAAGAGCUUCACUGAUAGAUCUACCCUGAUCAAACACCGUCGCAUCCACACUGGGGAACGUCCCUACAAGUGCUUGGAAUGUGGGAAGAGGUUUCAGACCAGCUCACAUCUCCUCAUGCAUGAGCAGGCCCACACAGGGGAGAGGCCCUUCCGCUGCACCGACUGCGGGAAGAGCUUCAACCGGAACUCCACCCUCAUCACCCACCGGCGCAUCCACACUGGGGAGAGGCCCUACAAGUGUGGGGAGUGUGGGAAGAGCUUCACCCACAGCUCUGCCUUGACCAAACACCAACGGACCCACCAGUAACGAGUGCCCCGACUGUGGGAAGAGCUUCGGCUGCUGCUCCCACCCCAAAUGAACCCCCUGAUGGUGAGGCAACCCCUGGAGUCCAGGGACUGUCAGUCCAUCCCUUUCCAGUCCCCUUUCCCAGGGGCAGGUUGUGCCAACAGAACCCUUCUUGGGGGGUGUGUGGAGAUUCCUGCCUUGGCUGGGGACCCCCAAGGUCACUGCUGGAGGUUGAGAGCAGAGAUCUCCCCAUGAGCAUUGGUCUGGGGGAGUUCCAUCCAUCUCUAAUUCAUAAUUCUUGCUUUGGUGCCAGCUUGAGUAGAAUUGCUUCAACAAUUGCUUUAGUGUAGAGCACUGUCCUAUCUUAUGCUGUCCUACUGGUAGUUUUAGUGUUUCUAUUGUGCAGUAAAUAAUUCUGAUGAAGA
Messenger RNA from Myiozetetes cayanensis, 1375 nucleotides. Its product is annotated as zinc finger protein 239-like. The annotation marks the transcript as partial. The record is from RefSeq and is a predicted model, not a curated record. Gene Ontology annotation, biological process: regulation of transcription by RNA polymerase II. NCBI's taxonomy places the organism in Eukaryota, Metazoa, Chordata, Aves, Passeriformes, Tyrannidae. The transcript has 2 exons. Gene Ontology annotation, molecular function: DNA-binding transcription factor activity, RNA polymerase II-specific; RNA polymerase II cis-regulatory region sequence-specific DNA binding.